Messenger RNA from Dermacentor andersoni, 1947 nucleotides. Lineage: Eukaryota; Metazoa; Arthropoda; Arachnida; Ixodida; Ixodidae. The record is from RefSeq and is a predicted model, not a curated record.
GGCACUCUGCUACUGCUUACGGGGAAACAAGGCUGCUUCUAUCGUCUGCCGGACUGUCCACAGCCUAUCUUUGUAGAGUCUCUCACCUCUAAAGACCACGGAAAAGAGGCUGCUUCUCUCGUCUGUCGAACUGUCCACAGCGGAGCUUUGUAGCGUCUCUCACCUCUAAAGAACACGCACUCUGAUACUGUGAACGGGGAAAAGAGGCGUUUUCUAUCGUCUGUCGGACUGUCCACAGCGGACUUUUGUAGCGUCUCUCACCUGUAAAGACAACGCACUCUGAUACGGUGCACGGGGAAGAGAGGCUGCUUCUAUCGUCUGUCGAACUGUCCACACCGGAUCUUUGUAGCGUCUGUCACCUCUAGAGAACACGAGGGAAGAAGGCUGCUUCUAUCGUCUGUCGGUCUGUAUACAUCGCAUCUUUGUAGCUUCUCAAAUCUCUACAAGAAAGAAUUUAUCUGCCAACAAUCAAUCAAUACACAGAAAUGCACCAAUUUUGGGCAGCCACUUGAAUAAUACAGUGUAAUUACCAAACUGCAAGUAUCCGUACAAUACAAUCACUCAUUUGAUAUAUUUUAUGCGCCGAGAACUAUUUGCAAGAAAAUUACCUGCGAAAACGCUGGAAAAUGCAUUUGUCUUGUAAAGAACGAUCUUCAUAGCAACAUUGGUCUGCACUGCUGAGAAGUGCUCCUUUAGGUUUUGUAUUCUUCAUCUGAAGUAUCUGCACUGCGAUUUUAAGUGGCUGGCAUACGCAGCCUAGAAGAGAAGGUUCAGCUAUCAUAUCAGAAAAUAACCGGUUAAACGAGAGUGAAAGAUGUUCCAGACCCUGUAUGAUGACCUCCCACCCAUGUCAACGGAAGUACUCGCUCUCCGUAAAAAAUUUUGGGAUGCCGAAGGAUAUCAUUUAAUCUUGAACUCUCCGAAGAACUUAGCUGAUGUCUGGAAGAAGGGUCCUUUAAGACCAUUUGCUGGUCUUUGCGUCGCUUUUCUGGUACUUAUUCGAGAAGACCACCAAAUGUUCUGCCCGCAGAUUGGAACAAGGCCUAAAUGCUACCAGGUUGGAUACGCACCUCAAAAAAAAAACCACGCCUUUGGGCUUAUUUCCAUUGCCAAUACAGGCGGCACAAGCUGGGUCGGCUAUAAGGAUCCGGAUCACGAUGGUUUUCCAGCCGGAUACUACUACUCUUGUUUCUACUUCAUUAACCAGAACACGCUACACGGGUUUAUUAAUAACAUCCACCUGCCAUCUGACAAUGCAAAUCCGUACGAAGUGAACAAGGCUUCAGAGGACAUACUUUUCGGCCAGGGUGGAUAUCACGAAGCAGAGAACCUGGAAAUCCACUGGGUGGUCUGGAGCAGCGUCGACAAUAAAAGUUCGAACCCCAGCCUGUUGGACAAGUUGUUUGCACCGGAUGACCAUGGCGAGUACGACUACGAGGCGGCAACCCUCUUUCACGGAACAAAUGGAUGCGUGAUUACAAUAGUUACGAAGUUCCAACAGAACACUCACGCAGGCAAGAGAGCCUCUGCAUCCUAUAAAUGCAUCCAUUUUGGUCUAGGUAAACCAGGCCAUCAGUAUUACAAACGUGCGAACUUCCCAGAAUGCAACGACACGUCGGCCGUUUACACUUUUCGGCUGAAUAUUAUGGAGACAAAUGUAGUCAUAUUUUGGAAAUCAAUAAUGAGAGAAGUGGAAACUUCGCCAUUCUCAAAAGGCACUUCGACAGAAGGCGUUUACUUUAUGAUGAAUAAUGUGAAGCCCAUACGUGUUUACGUAGAAACCAUGGGUGACAUUUUGGACUGGCCCCAGAAUCCAUGACUUUGGUGCAACGAGCUUCACGAGCGCAACUUUCAUAAACAACUGCUUAAACGUCUGUUAUCCCAGAUACUCUGCCUCAUUAGUAAUAAAACGUAAUUUCAUAUCCUCAUUGCGCUGCAGGGACCAAA